CAUACAGGAUUUCCUUGAGAAGCGCAGUUGUUUGCGAUCCCGCGACCGUCAAAAUUCUAUUCCUGCUGUUAGCAUUAUAUUUAUCAACUUACAGGUGCUGAUGCAAUACAAGAAGUGAGAAAUCCACGCGAUCAGCGGUUGAGUUGUUCAUUAUUCUUUGAUCUUCUUCUUUCUUCGCAUUUUCAAAGUAUCACAAGCAUAUCUUUCAACAUGCCGGUACGUCCAUUCUUGCUCAUUUUCUACACUCUAGAUUAUCUCUAUACUGACUUGAUCAAGAUCGGUGAUCUUCUUGCCCAGAUUUCCGGGGGGCCAAACCCAACGAUGACGAUGCCGACCGCCACUCUCCCGCCAAAGCGAAAAGCAAACGAUGAUUUGAGGAAGCCGGUUGAUAAACUGCAAAAGCCAAAUACUGUGCCUACAUCGAGACCAAUCACCCAAACGCAGCGUCCUACAGCUGUUGAUACAAGUAUGGGCAGGAUGAGGAUUGACACAAACACACGAAAACCGGCUCCGCGCUCGGCUAACACCGCCAACACUACAUUCAAGAACGGACAACCAACUCCUCCACCUUCUUCCACCGAAUCUUCAAAACCUCCUAAGAAAGGGUCAUUUCAGGAGAUUCUGGCACGAGGGAAAGCCGCUCAGGCUUCUAUGGGACAGGUUGGAGUAAUUAGACACAAAUCAAUCGAGAAAGCACCGCCCAAACGAGAGAUGGAUAAAGCAAGGACGCAAAAAGGGAAGACAAUUCAAAAGGGACUGGAACCGGAUUCUAAAUUUCAGAAGUCUAGCCAGGUUUCAGGUCGGAAUGUUCAAAGUGGUUUAAAUGGCAUGAAGUCCGCCAAGGCUCCACCUCCAGCUGUUGAGAAGAAGGUUAAAAAGGCUGCAACAGCGACAACUGGAUACACUGGAACUGCUCGCCCAAGACCAGGCGGUGGUGUAACUACUUCCAAACCUGCUGCAUCUUCAUAUUCCUCUCGUAGUGGAGGUAACGACAGAUAUAAAAAUGGUAGAAAGAAUCUUGAUCGCUACUACGCCACUGAUGAGGACGAGGACGAUAUGGAGGAGGAUAUUGAGGAGGAUGACUAUGCAUCUGAUGUAUCCUCUGAUAUGGAAGCGGCAACAUUUGAAGUUGAUGAAGAAGAAGAAAUGGCAGCUGCUAUUGCAAGGAAGGAAGAUGCUGAGGCACUUGCCGAGGAGAACAGACUCAAGAAGGAGAAAGCUGAAAAGCGAGCAAGGCUUGCAGCUAUGGCCAAGUCCAGAAGAUGAUAAAUCCUUCAGGGAUAUUAGCUGUGUUUUUCAGGGAUUGAUACGGAUGGGUACUUGCUUCAGGAAUGCUAUGGAUUGAUUUUAGCGAUUUGGAGUUUGGGGGGUGAAGAUGAGAUACACAGGCAUUGCAGGCGUAACAUACCUUAAGGCUGCUUUGCUCCUUUACCACGCUGGUUGUCUUUUGCUUUUCAUACGUUCAUAGCCUUUAUGGAUAUUAGAAGGUCAUAUUGUAAUGAGGGAUGCCGGAAGCGUGUAUAUGAACUCUUUACCUAAUACUUUUAAUUUUAUGAAUCUCCUCCAUUGAAUUUGAGGGCU
Molecule: messenger RNA, 1581 nt
Organism: Sclerotinia trifoliorum
Lineage: Eukaryota; Fungi; Ascomycota; Leotiomycetes; Helotiales; Sclerotiniaceae
Source: the annotation of a GenBank genome assembly